This is a messenger RNA of Talaromyces stipitatus ATCC 10500, 312 nucleotides long. RefSeq lists its product as uncharacterized. Gene Ontology annotation, molecular function: nucleic acid binding. The coding region runs from base 1 to 312 and encodes 103 amino acids. Lineage: Eukaryota; Fungi; Ascomycota; Eurotiomycetes; Eurotiales; Trichocomaceae. The transcript is spliced from 3 exons. The record is from RefSeq and is a predicted model, not a curated record.
AUGUAUUCAAAAGCUGGUGUCAAACUUGUAUAUUUACCCCCAUACUCUCCGGAUUUGAACCCAAUCGAGGAGCUUUCUGCUGAGCUGAAAACCUUCAUACGGCGUCAUUGGCAAUCUGGUGCACUGAAAAGGCGGGUGCAAGGGAGUAAAGUGCAAAAGGACAUUUUCGGAAUGCAGGAGGAACAAGAAUUUGACGCAAGCAAACGGUUAAUAUCCGGACCAGGGAAUAAGAGUGUUUUGUAUCUCUUGUCACUAAGGGUCAGAGCAUGCUUUUGCGUACGCCUAGUUACGCACAAAACUGUUAUUCUCUGA